AUGAAAGUUAGUAAAACUAUUCUUUUUGACCGGAAAAUUUAUAAUUAUUUUGAUUUGCCAAAAGGUUACCAAAUUACUCAACAAGAACUCCCAUUUGCUACUGCUGGUUAUUUGCCAAUUAGCGAAGAGAAUGAGAUUAAAAUAGUGCCAAUAAAAAUUCUGCAACUAGAAGAAGAUACCGCCAAAAGUACUUAUUCGCAAGAAGGAAUUAAAUUAGACUUUAAUCGAGCUGGUAAUCCCUUAAUUGAAUUAGUUACUGAGCCAGUUUUUCAGCGAGUAGAAACUGUUUUAGUAUUUAUUAAGCAAUUACAAAAUCUCCUCCGCUAUCUAGGUAUUUCCCAAGCCAGAAUGGAACAAGGGCAAUUACGAGUAGAUUUAAAUUUUUCUCUCCAAUUAGGUGAUAAUUACUCUACACCACGUUAUGAAAUUAAAAAUCUUAACUCGUUAUCUAAUAUUGAAAAAGCUUUAAAAUACGAAAUUGACAAACACCAAUUAUUAUUUUCCCAAGGGCAAAACCCCCCCAUCAGUCAAACAUUAGGAUUUGACGAAAACAAACAAAUUACUAUUACCCAUCGGGAAAAGACUAGUUAUUAUUACUUGCCGGAAGUUAAUAUCCCUCCCAUUAAGUUAAAAAGUUCAGAAAUCCAAAAAAUAAAGAAAAAUCUUCCGAAGAAUGACAAAUACGAUAAAUAUCAGAUAAAAGAUUGGGGUGGGAAAACGAUUGGCGAAGAAGGUUAUAUUGACCUAUCGAGAUUUGUCUUGGUUGCUACCACUUCUACUUCUAAUCCUCAACUGUCUGAGAAUUUGCAGGACAAGUUAAAACAUGUCGAACCAUUUUUAGAUAAAUAUUUUUGA
Ambispora gerdemannii is the source of this 855-nucleotide messenger RNA. The record is from the annotation of a GenBank genome assembly. NCBI's taxonomy places the organism in Eukaryota, Fungi, Glomeromycota, Glomeromycetes, Archaeosporales, Ambisporaceae.